AUGUUCAGAGACACUAAACCGAGGCGGACCAGCCCGACAAGCACCUUGUGGGCAGCUAGCAAUAAAGUCAACGCCGGCUACGAGUCGGACCGGGAGGAAUGGAGGAACAGCCGCUCGCAGUUCUCCACCACCGCCUUCGAUAGCCUCGCCCGCCCCACCAAAAUGGCCAUGGCCCUCACGCUCAGGAAGCCGCAGCCGCUCGACUCGGCGCCGCAGUACUACCGGCUCAGCGAGCCAAAGCCGAAGCUCACUCCCCUACCGUUCAGGCCCAACGGCUACGUGCAACGAGCGCCGCGGCUGCCCCGGCCCGCUGACCUGAAGAGGCACUUGAACACGGACCACCGGAAGUACCCGUCUCUACAGAGUCUCGAGUUACCGAGGAAGCUCGCCGAGCCGAAGCGGGGCGAUCCAAAGAAGACAAACCACUCGAACAUAUCUAACAGGAUUACUGGGCUGACGAACAAACUGAGGGAUCUGAGCGUGAACAGCAACACGCUCGGCAGGUUCAAGGCUCAGUCGCACGGCGACGUGGCUAACCUUAAGCCGGUGCUGAAGACCAACGCGCAGGAUGGCGCGAAACGCUCCGUGGUCAGGACCUGCAGCGCUGAACCGCCAAAGAAAGUCACCUUCAGCGCUUUCGCGACCGUCCAAGUGGUC
Messenger RNA from Iphiclides podalirius (scarce swallowtail), 657 nucleotides. The record is from the annotation of a GenBank genome assembly. NCBI's taxonomy places the organism in Eukaryota, Metazoa, Arthropoda, Insecta, Lepidoptera, Papilionidae.